This is a messenger RNA of Rhodamnia argentea, 1473 nucleotides long. Its product is annotated as zinc transporter 4, chloroplastic-like. NCBI's taxonomy places the organism in Eukaryota, Viridiplantae, Streptophyta, Magnoliopsida, Myrtales, Myrtaceae. The transcript has 5 exons. Gene Ontology annotation, molecular function: zinc ion transmembrane transporter activity. The record is from RefSeq and is a predicted model, not a curated record. Gene Ontology annotation, biological process: zinc ion transmembrane transport. Gene Ontology annotation, cellular component: plasma membrane. Bases 210 to 1466 code for a protein of 418 amino acids.
CGUUCCCAUCUCCUCCUCCUCCUCCGUCUCAUUCCGACGCGAGGGGGCUGGCUUUUCUCCGCAUGCACAUCUCGGCGCGUGCUCGAUCGCGAGGCGAGAGAAUCUUCGCACGGGAAGCUGAAGGGGUGGGGAAAUCGAGAUUUGGCUGCGUUCCAUUGUAAUCAAUCCAAGGUCGGGUGAAGCAGCAAGCUGGGAACGUCUUCUGAUCCAUGUUUUUCUUCGAGGAACUCUGGGAGAUGUUGUUCCUCGAUCGUCUGAUGUCGAAGCCUAGGGUUUAUACAGAUUUCCUUUACCAUUCUCUAGCUGCUUCCAAGUUCAACGCCAGUUGCCAGUCAGAAGCAUUAGAGUCUUGCCGCGAUGAUUCAGCCGCUUUCUCGCUCAAAUUCGUAGCCAUGGCAUCGAUUUUAGUUGCUGGAAUUGUUGGAAUUGCAAUUCCACUGGUCGGGAAGCAGAGGAAGUUUCUCCGCACCGAAGGCAGCCUUUUUGUGGCAGCCAAGGCCUUCGCCGCUGGUGUAAUUCUUGCCACCGGAUUUGUCCACAUGCUGUCUGGUGGAUCAGAAGCACUCUCAGAUCCGUGCUUGCCUGAAUACCCUUGGUCAAAAUUCCCAUUUGCUGGGUUCUUUGCCAUGAUGGCCUCACUGGCGACUCUUCUUGUCGAUUUUGUGGGGACUCAGUAUUAUGAGAGAAAGCAGGGUUUGACUCAAACAAGUGAGGAGCAAGGUCGAGUUGGAUCUGUGGAUACAAGUCUCGAGUCAGGUAUACUUCCAGUUGAGGAAAAGGAUUGGCAUGGGAAGGUAUUUGGAGAAGAAGAAGGUGGUGGAAUGCACAUUGUGGGGAUUCAUGCACAUGCAGCUCACCACAGACACAACCAUCCUCAGGGACAGGACGCAUGUGAUGGGAACCUGAGGGAAAACUCACAUUCUCAUGGUCACAGUCAUGGGCACGGGCACUCGCAUGGGCUGGGGGAUGGAGAAGGGGAUGGUCAUACCCGGCAUGUCGUCGUUUCUCAGAUUUUGGAGCUUGGAAUAGUGUCGCACUCAGUAAUUAUCGGAUUAUCCCUCGGCGUUUCACAGGACCCGUGUACCAUAAGACCGCUAAUAGCGGCCCUUUCUUUUCAUCAGUUCUUUGAAGGGUUUGCACUCGGAGGUUGCAUUUCCCAAGCCCAAUUUAAAAGUCUCUCUGCCACUAUGAUGGCGUGCUUCUUCGCCAUAACAACCCCAGCGGGGAUUGGUGUGGGAACUGCGAUCGCUUCCUUCUACAAUCCCUACAGUGCCGGAGCGCUGAUCACCGAAGGUAUAUUGGACUGCAUGUCGGCCGGUAUCUUGGUGUACAUGGCCUUGGUGGACCUAAUUGCUGCUGACUUUUUGAGUAAAAGGAUGAGCUGCAACUUUAGACUCCAAGUAGUGUCUUAUGUAAUGCUCUUUCUAGGGGCGGGAUUGAUGUCCUUGCUUGCCAUUUGGGCUUGAUUUCAAU